AUGGAUGACCAACAAGAGCAGGAUUGUGCCUCAGAAGACCAAGAAACUAUCCUGAUUAAUGGGGUGAAAGAAAAUGAACCGCGUGCCCCAGACGGCGACGAGAGGCCCUGCACCGCCGCCGAGGUCCCCUUCCCGGCCGUGACGACCGCUCAGAAGGAGAGCCACACGUGCCACCGGGCGCCACCUCCCCUGCCAGCCAAGAAGCCCUGCUCGCUGAGCCCGCCGUCGCCGCUGCGGCUCACCGAUGCGCCCGAGCACACCUCGGAUGACUCCUCCGCCCACGCCAUCUCCCUCACCUCCUGCGUGACGAAGGGCAUGAGCUCCUGGUCGCUGCCGGGCGACUGCGAGAAGGCUCCGUUCACCAUGAUGGAGCCCGGAGGCAUGUCGGCGCUGACGGGCGACUGCUUGAUGCAGCCGAGCCGGACCUGUCUGGGCUGCUUUAUUGAAUCGAAGGACGGCAUUGAUGCGGAGCCGGGAAUAAGCUUGAAAGUGGGGGAUAUAAAUAGGGAUUAUGACACCUGUUCGGUCUCUGAUAUAGGGAUUCACUGCAUGAGCACAGGAGAAACCAUGAGAUAUGGGGAUCAACUGCUUUCAGACCAGCUUUUAAGCUUCCCUAUGCAUAAAUCGAGGGCAGCGGACAAAAGAGAUGCAGAAAAAUCUGACAGUGAUUCAGAGGACCCCACUCAGAAAAAUUAUUACGAGGGAUUACUAUUAGACAAAUGCAACGGUGAGGAACCUUUACUAACAAAUCCCAACCAGGAAUGGGGCUAUUUCGAAUCUUUCAUUAGUGAAAGUAAAAUCGAGCUGCUUGACCUCUGCUCCAAAAACGAGCUUUCCGUAAAUCUGUUUUCCGAGGAAGACGUGGAUAAUUACAUGUUUGAUGACGACGACUCCACCUUGGGAAGCGAUGUCUGCUCCCUAAAGAUUAGAUACGAAUCUUUCCAGGACAACGUGCGGGAGAAGACCACCACCCUGCAAGAGGACGCCCAGUUCAACUUCUUCCCCAGCGUGUUUGGCAACUGCACCAAAAGGGACAGCAGGAGCACCCUGAAAAGGGGGCCCGGCAGUGCCGCCGACCCUUCACAAUUCAAGUCUGAGGAAGGCAUCAUCUGGGGGGAGGAGGAGGAGGACGGCGAGGAAGAGGACGGCGAGGAGGAGGAGAAAGCUGCCUUAAAUAAAUCUUGCAACAGCACGGAGAUGGUGCAGUACGUGGGCUCCAAGAGGAGCCACUUCUUGGACUCGGUGAAUUCCACGGAGGACUCCGGGGAGUUCAGCGACGACAGCACUUGCACAGAGUCCUCCUACGACGUGCUGCGGGAUAUCAAGGACUGCAGCCGGUACCUGUCCCGGGACCACUCCGGCUCCUUCAUUCAGCAGAACUACGGGUUGCGGGCGAAGAGGAAAGUGCGAUACAGCGACGACUACCUGUACGAUGUGGACUCCAUCGAGAACGAGAAGAUCCUGGACAAGAAGGAGUGGCUCCCGGACGGGCCCAAGGAAGAGGACGACGACGAGUGGUGCCCUAAGAAACGGCGAAAAGUCUCUCGCAAGGAGCCCCCCGUUAUCAUCAAGUACAUCAUCAUUAACAGGUUUAAAGGGGAGAAGCAUAUGCUGGUGAAGCUCAGCAAAGUGGAUGCCAACGAGACAACUGUUACCCUAAACGAGGAGCUGCUCAGCAAAUAUGAGAAGCUGGCCCCGCUGAAGGGCUUCUGGCAGGAGAGGCAGCAGAGCCGGCUGGAUUUGCUCAGAUCGUCUCUCUACCACAAGCAGAAUUUCUAUCUUAACGGCUCAGAUGCUUCGUUCCUCCCUCACCCACGGAAGCGAAAAUGCAAGCUAGCAAACCGGCACCGGAUUCAAAGAAUUAAAGCCAUCGAGCAGUCAGUGAACAAGCUGGGCUCUUGCUCCUCCGAUCACAAGCAGCCUUGCAGCAGCAAAGAGGACGCGGGCCUGAAAGGGCUGCCGGCGUUGGCCAUCGCCGCCCCCAGCUGCGCCAACGGAUUGCACGGGAGCGACGUCGCGGGCAUCGCCGCCGCGAAAUGCAAAUCGCAGGAACGGGAGCACAAGGGGCCGGAGAGGAAAGUGCUCCGCAGAAUCAAAUUCAAAAGUGAGGCCAGGUUGAAGUGCAAGAAGAUCAAAGCCGCUACCAGUACGGCGGAGGGCUCCCCGGCGCUGGAGAACCAGGACUCUACAGCGCGUCUGAAGGACGAAAACGUUCCGUGUGCUUCAGACAGCUCCCAUCUCCCGGAGUGCCACGAGGAGAAGCUUGCUAAAAAUUCUCCUUUCCUACCAUCCACC
Tauraco erythrolophus (red-crested turaco) is the source of this 2295-nucleotide messenger RNA. RefSeq names its product neurite extension and migration factor (gene NEXMIF). Gene Ontology annotation, biological process: negative regulation of neuron migration; negative regulation of cell-cell adhesion mediated by cadherin; negative regulation of cell-matrix adhesion. Gene Ontology annotation, cellular component: nucleus. Lineage: Eukaryota; Metazoa; Chordata; Aves; Musophagiformes; Musophagidae. The record is from RefSeq and is a predicted model, not a curated record.